This is a messenger RNA of Aureobasidium musti, 1005 nucleotides long. The record is from the annotation of a GenBank genome assembly. Lineage: Eukaryota; Fungi; Ascomycota; Dothideomycetes; Dothideales; Saccotheciaceae.
AUGGCACCAACAACAUUGCAACACCGCCGCACGCAUAACCUGCUGUUGAUCUCCAAGUUGUUAUCACAGCGCGAGAACGUGUCACCUUUCACCCUGAUCGUGGACAGUUUGGAACAAUCUGGAAAGCCUGUACUCAGAGAAUAUAUUCGACGGGCUACAACCGAAGUCAUCUUUGUGUCGUUCGAGACUCUGAAGAAACCGAAAGAUGUUGGUGUNUUUGUCAAGGCGUGGGAAAGUGGCGUGCAGCAGGCUCAAAAAGAAGUUGGUGCAUUGAUUGCAAAGGCUACUCAGACACAACAACGCAAGCUAUUGAUCAUCGACAACCUAAACACAUUGGCCUCGGACCCAUCAACAGCGGCAAACCUUCCGGCACUUCUAUCCUCCUUUCUCUCACCCACAGUAUCACUGGUUGCGGUUUACCAUGCUGAUAUCCCUAUUCCACCGAGCAUAUCCUCAGCUUCACCUUACACGCCUCAACCACUAACAGUACUCAAGUACCUGGCUACUACUAUACUAACCACACACGCACUCAACCACGUCCUUGCUGCAAAAGCAGCUCGCGAACGUAGCGUCGCUGAACCUGUCUUUGGUCUGGCUGAGGAGACCGAAGGCGUACUCCUUGGUCUCGGUGGUAACUCGACCUCAGGUCUGGUGCUCGAGAUGGAGUACCGGCGCAAGUCUGGACGUGGUGUGCGAGAGUGGUAUUUCCUACCUCAUCCUGCAUUGCAGAAGCAAGAAGCCGUUGGAUUGAAGAACAGAUUCAGUGAGACUGUCCUGUUAUUGGAAGAUCAUGUGCUGUAUCGCAGACCUGCUGAGGAGAAAGAGCAGGCUGGAGAUGAUAUGGAUGUUACGUUUGAGCUGGGUCUCACGGAUAGGCAGAGGCAGGCUAGAGANGGGGUUGUGUUGCCAUACUUCGAUGCACAGAAGGGUGGUGGCGAAGGUGGCAGGAUUCUGUAUGAUAUGGGUGAGGAAGAUGACUUCGAUGAGGAAGAAGAUGAGAUCUAG